Molecule: messenger RNA, 837 nt
Organism: Pyrus x bretschneideri (Chinese white pear)
Lineage: Eukaryota; Viridiplantae; Streptophyta; Magnoliopsida; Rosales; Rosaceae
Exons: 1
Coding region: 1-837 (278 amino acids)
Source: RefSeq, a predicted model, not a curated record
AUGGGGAGAUUGACAUAUUUUCUAGGAUUGCACAUUCAAUAUAAAUCUAAUGGCAGUUUGUUUAUCAAUCAGUCGAAGUAUGCAGAAAAGUUGAUCAAUAAGGUAGGAAUGAGUUUAUGUAAACCUGCCCUAACACCAUCAAAACCUCAUACACAACUGCUUACAUCAGAAGGAACGGUUAUGGAAGAUCCAACGUUGUACAGAAGUAUAGUAGGAGCACUGCAACACUUGACUUUCACAAGGCCAGAUAUAGCACACGCGGUGAAUGUGGUCUGUCAGUACAUGACUAAGCUUACUGAUGCACAUUUCUUCUUGGUAAAUAGAAUCUUAAGAUAUGUGCAGGGUACAAUUGAUUGUGCACUCACUUAUACACCAUCACCAAAUAUUAAUAUUUUAGCAUUCUCUUAUGCUAGCUGGGCUGCAGAUAUCAACACAACGAGAUCAAUUUCAGGAUAUGUAGUGUAUGUUGGCAAUAAUCAUGUCUCUUGGAAAUCGAAGAAACAAGCAUCCGUUUCACGAAGUUCAACCGAAGCUAAGUAUAAAGCUUUAGCUCAUUGCACUGCUAAUGUUUGUUGGAUAAGAAACCACCCUCUAGCUCUACUUUGUGAUAAUUUGUCUACUUUGGCACUCUCCUCCAAUUCGGUGUUUCACUCUCGCAUUAAACACCUGGAUACUGACUAUCACUUUGUCAGAGAAAGGGUUCAAAAUAGGGAUAUAACAGUGCAUUAUGUGUUAACAGAUUCUCAGGUUGUUGAUAUACUUACCAAGGGAUUGCAUAGUCCUCUGUUCAUCAAGCAAGGCUACAAUCUCAGACUCGAAAAUCCUAGUGGAUAUUGA